This is a messenger RNA of Anoplopoma fimbria (sablefish), 3583 nucleotides long. It is a transcript of the gene dgkab, whose product is annotated as diacylglycerol kinase, alpha b. The record is from RefSeq and is a predicted model, not a curated record. Lineage: Eukaryota; Metazoa; Chordata; Actinopteri; Perciformes; Anoplopomatidae. Gene Ontology annotation, cellular component: plasma membrane. The transcript is spliced from 24 exons. The coding region runs from base 1 to 2241 and encodes 746 amino acids. Gene Ontology annotation, biological process: lipid phosphorylation; intracellular signal transduction; diacylglycerol metabolic process. Gene Ontology annotation, molecular function: calcium ion binding; ATP-dependent diacylglycerol kinase activity.
AUGGCCUCGCCUGAAGAGACAGAAGGGCCUCUGACUCCCGUGGAUUUUAUCCAGCUGCAGCAUUACAUGGAAUACAGCAGUCUGAGGUUGAAAGAUGUGAUUAAGGACUUUCACCCUGGUGGUCGCCUGGCCCAGCACAGCGUUGGAGAGUGCGUGGAUGCAGUGGGUUUCGGUCUCUUUCUCAAGACCUACCUAGAAGUGGAUGACUUCCCUGCAGAUUUCUGCCAACGUCUUUUUAACUAUUUUCAACAUGUGGAGCAGGAUGCGUCCACCAAGAGCCCUCUGCCCAAAGGAGGUGGGGUCUUUCUUCGUGAUGUAUCCUGUUACUUCUCAGUGCUGGAGGAAGGACAGCCACGCGAGAAGCUCGAAUUUACCUUCAAACUUUAUGAUAAAGACUGCAACCAACUCCUGGACAGCUCUGAGGUGGAUCGUAUCAUCACCCAGAUGAUGCGAGCUGCUGAUUACCUUGGCUGGGAUGUGACUGAACUCAGACCAGUGCUCAAAGACAUGAUGACAGCGAUCGAUGUGGACGACAGUGGGACUGUCAAUCUGGAAGAAUGGGUGAAGGGAGGCAUGAACAACGUGCCUUUACUUGUUCUGCUUGGACUAAAGAUGACAGAGAGAGAUGGACAGCAUAUUUGGAGGAUGAAGCACUUUAACAAGCCAACAUACUGCAGCGUGUGUCAGAGCAUGCUGCUCGGCCUCGGGAAGCAGGGACUCUGCUGCAACUGUUGCAAGUACACCGUCCACAGUCAUUGUGCUAACAAGAAUCCUGAACCCUGUGCUCGUACCUUUGUCAGCUCUAAAAAGGAGAUUGGUCGUCACAACCACAACUUACAACCUGUAAAGGAUCACAACAGGGAGCUGGCCAAGUUUCGUCAGCUGCUUCCAGAGGUAGCAGUUCACGACUGGAUCAGAGCUGACUUUAACGCUACCAAGUGUCAGGUCUGCAACAAGAAGAUCAAGACUUUGGCGGGGAGGCGUUGUGUGUGGUGCCAGGAGAUGCGUCACGAUGAGUGUAUUUUCUCUGGCUUAUCGUCCUGUGAUUGUGGGCCACUGAAAGAUCAUAUUCUGCCCCCGUGGGCCAUACACGCCGUCUCAAAGGAGGAAGACACCAGCUUGUUAAAUGUCACCCCUGAUGGCCACAUCCUGCAGAUUGUUUCGAUUCCAGACAUCCACCCUCUGCUGGUGUUUGUGAACCCAAAAAGUGGAGGAAAGCAGGGUGAACGAGUGCUCAGGAAGUUUCAGUACCUGCUGAACCCACGUCAGGUGUACAACCUUUCCAAUGGAGGUCCUGCUCCAGGACUACACUUCUUCCGCAAUCUGCGUGAGUUCAGGAUCUUGGUGUGUGGAGGAGACGGCACCGUCGGGUGGCUCCUGGAUGCCAUAGACAAAGAAGAUCUGCAGGUGCGUCCUCCAAUAGCUAUCCUGCCUCUGGGCACCGGGAAUGACCUGGCUCGCUGUCUACGCUGGGGAGGAGGCUACGAGGGGUCCGACUUGAGAGAGAUCCUGAAGGAGAUCGAAGCUAGCGAGUUGGUUUCCAUGGACCGCUGGAGCAUCCAGGUGAUACCAGACGACCCCCAAGAUGAUGGAGACCCUGUGCCCUACGAGAUCAUUAACAACUACUUCUCUGUUGGAGUGGAUGCCUCUAUCGCCCAUCGUUUCCACUCCAUGAGAGAGAAACACCCCCAGAGAUUCAACAGUAGAAUGAAGAACAAACUUUGGUAUUUUGAGUUUGCCACCUCUGAGACCAUCUCUGCGUCUUGCAAGAAGCUGAAGGACUGUCUCACGAUUGAGUGCUGUGGAAGGUCUCUGGACCUGAGCCGCAAGUCACUUGAGGGCAUAGCUGUCCUCAACAUACCCAGCAUGCACGGAGGCUCCAACCUCUGGGGCGAGUCCAAGAAGCCUGACAGCGUGUCAGUGGGGGAGCCCAGUGAAGUUAUCACUGACCCUGAACUUCUUAAAACAAUCUCUCAAGAUAUGAGUGACGAGCGCUUGGAGGUUGUGGGGCUGGAAGGAGUCAUAGACAUGGGACAGAUCUACACUGGACUGAAGAGCGCCGGGCACAGACUAGCUCAGACCUGCCAAAUAACCAUCAGGACAAACAAAGCCCUGCCCAUGCAAAUCGAUGGGGAGCCCUGGAUGCAGCCUCCAUGUACUAUCCACAUAACUCACAAGAACCAAGCUAACAUGCUGAUGGCUGUACCAACAAAAUCAACUGGCUUCUUUCACCUCAAGUAGAUCAACGCUUCCACUACACCCUCCAGUCUGCUGAGGGUCACAACACAACAACUAUUUAACUUUAAGGAUGCAGGAUGAAAGAGAGACGUCUAUCUCCAACAGUGUAACUGUGUGUUUCUUUUAUUAAGUAUUAGUGUGUAUGUGUUUUGCACUUCAGAGUGCAAAUUUCACUUCUAAGUCUGAUUGUUGCUAUUGUGUGCCAACUUAAAUGUAAGGAAUUCAUUUAUUUGUUUAUGUAGACUAAAAAGCAGAGCAUGUUGUGUAUCUACAGUGUGUGGAUAAGGAAUAUAUUUGUUUGUUUGUUGUGAUUGUGUUGUUCAUCACACUUACAGUAGCUGCAUCUGUAUUUCCUAAGGCAGCUGGUGAUGAACUGGCUUUGUUCACAGCAGCUCACCUUGUUCAACAACACUAUCCUACCUGUCUGUUCCUGUGUCUUACCUGUCAGUGUUCUUCCAACUGAAAGAAAAAUAUGUCAUUAUUUCAGUGUAAAGAAAUGAUGUGAGAAACAAUUCACUGAAUGCACUAAUUUGUUUACCGUAAAAAACAGCAUUCCACUGUAUUUAAUACAUUAAAGUGCACAAUGCUUCUUAGACUUUGCUGACAAUUUGUUGUUGUUGGAUCACCUUUGUAACAAGAUGUUCCUAUUGAUUAGGCUUCUUCAAAACAGUCACAGAAUACACAGAAGCCUUCAGAAAUGUAAUGAAAUAAGAUAUAUUCCACCAAAUAAUAUAUUGUGGGACUGGAAAAAUGUUGAUGAGAUUUAGUUUCAGUGAGCAUUAUGUGUCUUUCAGACGUCAGUAGUCUUGUGUUGAGUCUAUUAGUGCAUACAGUAGUAAUACAUGUAAACAUGUAACGCGCCUGCAUGUUCAUUUAUUAUCUUGUCUUAAUGUCAGAUUGUGUAGAUGUCAUUUGCAUUUGCGUCUUGACAAUGUUGCGUACUCAGUUUCAGUGAGGCUCAUACAGCACCACACCAUCACAUUUAUUGAAUGUCCUCAGAAAUAAUUACAGUCUGUCGCCCCACUACAAGUCUCUUUGUAUUAUACUGUCUGACCUGUUUAUAUUUGGGGAGAUUGCACUGUACGUCGCAGCUGAAUAUGAAGCUCUCACACUGUAAUGAGAGAGACAUGUACCUUAAGGUGCGACAGAAUUCAUUAUGAGGAUACAAAAUAAAACAUUUUCAUCUAAAUGUUUAAUUCUUUUAAAGGACAAAUUGCAGAAUACCUGAAUGUUUACAUGUUCAUAUAAAUCACAGUUCUAAAUAACAUGCUGCUUCAACUGCUCUCAAGGUAAAAAAAACACAAAUUGCCUGUAAAAACAUCGUUAAAACGUGUGAACUGUACUC